AUGGAACCUGAGAAAGAGGAAGCUAGGGCGCCGGCUGCCGGAGGCGGCGCGGGAACGACCUCGUGCCGGAAGAAGAAAUCCGAUGACGCAAGCUUCCUGGAGGAUCUGAGGGACCACGUCGACGAGUUCAUCCACGCCUCCAUGGACGAGCACAAGACCUGCUUCCAGAAGACCAUACGGAAGGUAGGCUUUGGGGUUUUCUGCUAACUCACUCAGUCGCUCGCCACGAUUAGAACGAGAUCAUGAUAGACGCUGUCUUGAAGCGCGGUUUCAGAUGUUCGGGAUGUCCAAGGUUGUCGCCGAGAGGAGUUCGGCGGCCGCCAAUGCCGGGGAGGUCGAGAGCUCUCUCCCCCUCCAGACGAGCGUCUCCAAGUAG
Spirodela intermedia is the source of this 376-nucleotide messenger RNA. The record is from the annotation of a GenBank genome assembly. NCBI's taxonomy places the organism in Eukaryota, Viridiplantae, Streptophyta, Magnoliopsida, Alismatales, Araceae.